Messenger RNA from Dentiscutata erythropus, 174 nucleotides. Lineage: Eukaryota; Fungi; Glomeromycota; Glomeromycetes; Diversisporales; Gigasporaceae. The record is from the annotation of a GenBank genome assembly.
AAUUUCAACCAAGAAGCCUGCAACAAAGAUAGGGCAAAUAAACCAGAGAAAGAAUCGAAGGAUGAUAUCAAUGAAUAUCUCCAACAAAUUGCGAAAUUGAAAGAAGAAAAUAUACAACUUAAGGAAAAGAACAUACGCCUAUAUGAAAAAAAUGCACUACUUAUAAAAAGAAAU